Messenger RNA from Meira miltonrushii, 2297 nucleotides. RefSeq lists its product as uncharacterized. Gene Ontology annotation, molecular function: RNA polymerase II cis-regulatory region sequence-specific DNA binding; DNA-binding transcription factor activity, RNA polymerase II-specific. The record is from RefSeq and is a predicted model, not a curated record. Gene Ontology annotation, biological process: regulation of transcription by RNA polymerase II. The transcript has a single exon. NCBI's taxonomy places the organism in Eukaryota, Fungi, Basidiomycota, Exobasidiomycetes, Exobasidiales, Brachybasidiaceae. The coding region runs from base 201 to 2096 and encodes 631 amino acids. Gene Ontology annotation, cellular component: chromatin.
CUUGUCUCUCAUUGAACCCCUACCUCAUCACAAAUUUUCUGGAAUAUUGAUCGUUCUGAUCAUCAUUGGCAAUCCUUAAAUCCGAAAAUACAAGAUCUUCAAAAUAAUCGCAUCCGCUUUCCCAUCUAAGUCCUCCUCGUCGAUGACACGUACACGCUCAUUUCCAUAACAUCCACUUCUUUGUUCACGAAUAAAUCAGAAUGAGUGCAACUUCCACCGCUUCAGCUAUGCCAAAUUCUUCCAUGCCAGGUGGCAGUGCUACACAAUCAGGUCCUCCUUAUUUAUGUCCAACAUGUCAAACAACAUACUCACGAUUAGAAUAUUUACGAAGACAUGAACGUAGACAUGCCGAUAUCCGUCCUUUCGUUUGUGAUUGUGGAAAAGGAUUCUCUCGUAGUGACGUCCUUUCUCGUCACAAGAGACAAUGUGCGGUUCAUCUGAACGGAGGAUCGGCAGAUGGGGACACAAGCAUAGCAAGUAACGGAGGUAGUUCAGGGAGAGCAAACAACGGCGUAGGCAGACGAGCAUCCAGUGGCAGACAAAAUAGUAGAAAAUCAUCUACAAAUGGAACGACAACAGCAAGAGCCAACGGUAGAAAGAGUGCCGCAACGGCAUCUGGAGAACGAUCUGAUUCUCUACAAAACACGCCUGAUGAUGAUGACGAUGAUUCACCGCAAGUCAACCAGCAACACCAACAGCAAUCCCAACCGCCUCAUCAUCUUCCGAUGUCCUUCCCUGGAGCAAGUCAACCACAUCCUGCUUCCAAUAUGACCAAUAUCGGAAACUCAUUCCCUUUCCCGCCUCAACCGGGUGUCCAACUUGGCACAUCCGCUCCGCCUCCACUCCUUCCUCCAGCCCCGUACGGAACAGAUGCAAAUGGAAUGAUUUUGCCAAACGUAUCAAGCAAUCAACCUUUCCCGGGUAUGAUGCCUCCUCAUCUUUCCAAUUUCACAAAUAUUGUUAAUCCACAACAUCAUUAUCCUUCCAGUCCUGAAUCCAACGGCACAAUGUCACAACAUAGCAGUCCACGCUUUUCAUCCCGUGAUAUGGCACGUCAUGGAAGUAAUGGUUCACGUUUCUCGCUUCGUAAAGGAGGUUCUUUCGAUCAUAUCGGUCCUCGUUCAGGUGUAGCGGGAAGUGGAAUGACAGGAACAACACCUAAUCAAUAUGCGCCCGAAUUUUGGGACGCUCUCGAUCCUGCUGCCAAGAAUAACGCAAAUGAUUAUGUUAGCGCAGGAGGAUCAGGUCAAGCACCUCUCAGUUUGGCGGAUACUGCAUCGGGCAUGACAUUGCCCGUUUCUGGAGGAUUGAACGGUGUAACUACACCAAGAGGAGAACCACAACGGUUUGCCGUUUCAACUGGUCCUCUUUCGCCUUUUUCGAGUAUCGCAUUGAGUUCAACAAUGUCACCGUAUCUCUCUGCCUUCUCCAAUGCUCGCGAUACACCUUUUGUUGCAAGUCCAAGUAGAGGAAUCAUUCCUGGUACUCCUGGAGCAAGUUUGAAUGUAUUUGACUGGACAAUGCGACCGCCCAGCAAGCCUGCCAGUUCUUCGAUGAGUAAACGUGAUAGCAUCAGCCAACAAGGUCAAUCAGGAUCGGCAAUAGAAAGAAGUCAAUCUGCACAAGGUGGUGCCAAUGAAGCAAAACGUGGAUCUUCUCCAUCUCCUGCAGCAGCGGCAGCAGCCGGUACGGAUGGAAAGAGAAAGCGAGAAGAUGACGAAGAAGGAAGAAAGAUAGCCAAAGUAGAAGAUGAAGUGGGAGAUGAAGUCAAGAAGGAAGAAGGAGAUGCAGAAGGUGAAGGGUUAAGUAGAGAAGAAAAGGAACCUUCUCACGAUGAAGAUCAGAGGACUGCGGCUGAGUUACUGGACUCUCUGCGUAAUGCCGGCUCUCGUUCUUCGCAGGCUACGUUCUCCGAUGCAGGCAAUGUAUCUGUCACCAGUGCUUCUUCUGAUCAACAAGCCGCACUUUCGACUGUAUCAACAGGUGAAGCGGCAAUGGCUGUGCCUGCACCAGCGCCACCGGUUUCGAUUCAAUCACCACCUACUGAAGCUCAACCUACAACUUCAACAGCAACCUCUGUUACGACAACAUCCUAAUGUAUUGUUUUAUAGUGUUCCGUUUUCUUUUCUCUUUCUUUUCAAAAAAGUAAGGACAUUCUAGAGAAUGAUCCCCCGCCGCCUUUGUUUCGAUGUGUUUUCCUAAUCGUAAUCAUACAUGUGUUCUUUUUGGUGUUCUCAUACGUAAAGGUUGAUUCCUACUUUAUCAUUCACACACAAGUUCUUCGCAAUGAAUCAUGG